Molecule: messenger RNA, 1968 nt
Organism: Carica papaya (papaya)
Lineage: Eukaryota; Viridiplantae; Streptophyta; Magnoliopsida; Brassicales; Caricaceae
Source: RefSeq, a predicted model, not a curated record
UAAAUUUGUAGAUUCUGGUGAAGCACAAUCUGAAGGAAAUAAAGUUUCUCAAGAAAAUAAUAAGAAAAGAAGGCUCAAGACACCAGCCCAGGUCACUGCACUGGAGAACUUCUAUAAUGAGCACAAAUAUCCCACAGAGGAAAUGAAAUUAAAACUUGCGGAGCAAAUAGGAUUGACUGAAAAGCAAGUCUCCGGAUGGUUUUGCCACAGAAGGUUAAAAGACAAAAGGUUGUUGAGAGAUGAAGCAUAUGCCUUCGGACGACAAGACCGUUCAAGUGGUGUGAUUCAGGAUCGUGGAAGCGGCCUCUGGCAGGAUUCCUGUGGUAGCACUAAGCAGGGGGAUUACAGAAAUGCUGAUCUAAGGGAGGUGGAGAGUCGUAGACUUUAUGGCCAUGAUAUUUUCGCUGGAGAUGUCAGCUAUGAGCAUAGGAGUCCAUGUACAGGAAAUGUUGGUGGCAUGGAUAGUACAUCUUCAGAAAGUAGCUCAUCAUUACAAGAUAGAUUUCUUUAUCAAAAGGAGGGUCCUUAUGAUUCUGGAUAUGUAAAAGAGAAUAAAGCUAUUAUGGAUAUGACACGUACGAAUAGUACGGGAUACAAGCCAUCAGGGUAUUUAAAAGUGAAGGGUGAGAUUGAGAAUGCUGCUAUCACUGCUGUUAAGAGACAACUGGGAAGACAUUAUCAAGAGGAUGGUCCACUUUUGGGUGUUGAAUUUGAUCCACUUCCUCGUGGUGCAUUUGAAUCCCUAAAUACUGAUCCAGUCAAUUCAGCAAUUUAUAACAGGAACUCAAGACGAACCCAGUCUCCUGACGUUUCUGGAUUUACAAAGUAUCCCAGUUUGGACCCAAGAUUUGAAGCAUAUAAUUCCAAAAUGAGUUCUCAGGAUCCAGAUCUUGAGGGUGCAAAUCAUAACACCAUGCCUGGAUCUGGUUUUCAAGACAGGAAAUCUCAUCGGCAAUUGAAACCAAGGUCUCCUCUUAUCUAUUCCAGUUCUUAUGCUGGCCAGAAGACUUCUUUGGAUUUGUAUGAAGAAUCUGCUCAGGAAACUACUCUUUGUAAUAGCAAGAGAAGUAGGAAUAGGAUAAGAUCCAAGCAUGACCCUGAAGUAAUGAGAUCAGAUCCUUUGUCUAGACAUCAUAGUCCAUAUGGUGGAAUUGUUUCUGGUGAGCAAAGUAGGCCAUUGCUUCAUGAUGUUGAUAAAGUUUGCUCUAAGUUUGUUCAGAAAGGUGAAUAUUUCUCUAGACCUUCAAAUUUGGUACUUGGAUUUAGCAAAUCUCCAGACAUAAAGGAGAGAGGAAUAUCUACUGGAAUAGAAAAGAUGGAGAAACUGUAUGGAGGAAGGAAAUCGAUAAAGGAAUGUGGAGAUCGAAAUUUAUUAAAAAUGCAUCCAACGAAUGGAAUGAGGGCUGUAAAACGAGGCGGAAUUGAGUUCUCUGGGCAAGAUCAAGUGACAGAAUUAUCAUAUGGUGAUAUUUCGCCACCAAAACAUCAUAUUAAGGGAUCUGCUGCGGAAAUGCCAUCUAGUUUCAGCGAGGAUGAAACUGCAGAGACUAGUUCUUCCCUGGAUUGAGGAAUCCAGUAUAAUCCUCACAAUCACAUCCUUGAGAGGCGGGCAGGAAGGGGAUCAGACACCAUAGUGGCCUAGCCAGGUUCAUGGGGUUGUACAGUUGAUGAUAGGAACCAACUGGGUGUCAUGGGGUUGUACAGUUGAUAAUAGGAACCUGUUGGAGUGAACAAAAUUUCAGUGCUGGUAGAAAGGUGUAAGUUUGUGAGAAGAGUUUUUGUUUUGUGUUAGUUGUGGCAAUGGAUUUCCUUUGCCAUUGAUGUGCCCAGGUGUAAAAAUUCUAUUUUAAUGGUGUUGAAGAUGUUUAUAGAGGAAAAACAAACUGUUGAAUUUUGAUUGUGAAUUCACAGGUUGCUAUCCUGGAUGUAUUACUGAAAGGACUUAAAACUAUAGUUUUAUUUCCCUGA